Messenger RNA from Pseudovirgaria hyperparasitica, 864 nucleotides. Its product is annotated as Rpr2-domain-containing protein. Gene Ontology annotation, biological process: tRNA processing. The transcript has a single exon. Lineage: Eukaryota; Fungi; Ascomycota; Dothideomycetes; Acrospermales; Acrospermaceae. The record is from RefSeq and is a predicted model, not a curated record. Bases 23 to 538 code for a protein of 171 amino acids. Gene Ontology annotation, cellular component: nucleolar ribonuclease P complex.
UGCAAACGCCGCGCACGUUUCUAUGGCAAGGAAAACCAAAGGUACCAAGGUACCAAAUAGACACGUUCAUUCUAGGAUAUCUUUCCUUCAGCAAGCUGGGUGCCACUUGGCUGUGCGAAGCGCUCAACUUAAAUCCGAAAGCAAAGAAGAAUCGGAGUCAUGCAAUAUUAAUAAGUCCGCCGAGAGUUCAGUCUCAACGUAUAGUACCAGACUGUCUCAAAGGCUUAUGAUGGAUCUGAAAGCUGUAUCGCAAAAGACUCUCGUGCGUCUAUCAAAGGAUUUGAAGCGCUCCAUAUGUAAGCGGUGCGACACGCUACUUAUUCCUGGGAUCACCUCGAGUUCUCACAUCGAAAACAAAAGCAGAGGGGGUCGAAAGUCCAAAGCAGAUGUCCUCGUCGUUCGUUGUCGGGCAUGUACCGCGGAGAAGCGGAUGCCAUGCGGCAUUGAACCACAGUCGAAGAAACGAGAGCGCGAGCAAGCCAAGGAGGCCGCACAAGACGAGCAUCAUGGAGAGGACCAAGUCAUGGACAGAACUUGAUAUGCGCACAGCAAACAAUGAUCUAUGUGGAAUCUCCGUGGCAGAUGUCUUAACGCUUCAUCACAUCAUCCUUUGCGUUUUCCACAACGUCGGACAUGAACGCCCCACCAAGCAAAAUUGCAGGCUCAUCGAUACUGUGAUGUUCGUAGCUACAUCAUCAAGAGUCAGCUUUGUAUUACAUCACACAGAAACGUGUCGGUGCUGAUUUACCUCAAAGUGCCAACACCCCCGGCCUCCAGGAUCAAGUUCGGGUUAUCGUGGAUCUCUCUACCAAUCCAUCUCGCAGCAAAAGCACGCAAAAUAUGACCAUGCGCCACGAGAAGCAC